UGCCGCCCGCCUCGCAGUAUCCAAUGAGCGCGAUGCGUUUCGGCGGGAAGGGGGGCGAGGCCGGAAGCGGCACUUGGCUUCCGGCGGGGCGGCUGCCAUGUCGGAGGGGCGGCCGCUGCGGCUGCUGGGCCUGCACGGUUACCGGCAGAGCGAACGCCGCUUUCGCCAGCGCACAGGCGCUCUGCGCAAGGCCUUGCGUGGCCGCGCGGAGCUGGUGGCGGUCAGCGCGCCGCACCCCGUGCCCGGCGGCGGAGAGGACGACGACGCGGAUGACCCCCCCCGCGGCUGGUGGUUCUCUGGGCCCGGCACCUUUGAGGCAGGGGAGGUGGCGGCGGCACCAGCGGGGCUGGAAGAGUCGCUGUCUGCCGUGGCAGCCGCGCUGCAGGAGCACGGACCCUUUGACGGACUGCUGGGCUUCAGCCAGGGCGCGGCGCUGGCCGCCAUGGUGUGCGCCCUGCGGGCCCGUGGCGACCCUCGCUUCCCCGUGACUUUCGCCAUCCUGGUAGCCGGCUUUGCCAGCCGCGCCCCAGCCCACGGCCACUUCUACCAGGAGCCCAUCGCCCUGCCCACGCUGCACGUCGUGGGCGAUGCUGAUGCUGUCAUCGCUGCCUCCUUGAGCAGGGAGCUUGCCCAGCAUUUCGUGGAACCUGUUGUCCUCACCCACCCCGGUGGGCACUUCGUCCCUGCUGCUGCACCACAGAAAAAAGCAUACCUGGACUUCCUGGACCGGUUCCGACCUGGACAGGGAUAGGCUGAGCCACUCAGGGCUGGGACAGAUUGGUAACAGUCUCUUUAAUAAACGGGGCUCCAGCAAGCUGUGUACAGACUGCCAGUUUGGUGAAACAUUGCUGUGUUUCCAUGCUCUCCAGAAGGGCCCAGAAGUCCUCAUCAGCACCGUGCAGCACAGGGCCACGCUAAAUGGCUCUUUGUUAACAUUUUUUACUCUUCUUUCUUUCCAAUUUGGCUCCAUGCAUGAAUAUGCUGCUAUGCUGGUGAGGGGUUUGAGGACAGGAGGGCCCUCUGUGAAGUGCUUGCAGAGGCUUGACUAGCUGUUCAAAAUUAGAGUCCCUCAGCUCAGCCAAAGGAAACUUCUGCAGAGCACACAGCUCCUGUGCAGCUGUGGGCACCCCAAAGGUUUGUGGGUUUUAAUAUCCCUGAUGAAAGCUGUUAAGCCAACCUUCCAGCUGGUCUGGGCUAGAAAAUCCUCUUGUCCCUGGCAGUGCCAGGGCUGCUGUUCAUUUUUUUGGAACCAAAUGUCUGCUGAUUCAGCAUGUGUGUUGGGAGACUUUAGUAUCUUCCUCGGUACAAACUGCCUUUGUGAACAAGAAAAACUUGUUGCUAUGUUUUUGGCUCUGCUGUUUUCCAGAAGCACGUGGUAAUCUAUUGUUAUAAUUGCCAGGUGUCUUGCCUGACUGCUGCUGGAGCAGGCUGGGCUUAGAGGUAUCAUGCUGGCAGGGCUGCUCUGUACUCUUGACUUUCCUUGUGGGUACAGUGCAAUGUAGCUGAUAGAUGGCAUGAAAUGUCUCAGUUUGCCCCCUGCUCUCACCAUGCUGGGAGCAGCAGAGGGCUGGAGGACACUGUGCUGCAGGAGCAGGCCUGGAGGCAGCAGACAGAUGCACUUUCUGUAUUCAAGUCAGCUGGGAACAGGCCUGGGAGCUGUGGAGGGUUAAAACCAACCCAGCAGAAGUGAGUGGUCCCCAGUCUGUGAGGGUUUUGCUCUCUGGUUUCUUGUUGGGGGUGUGGUGUGGUGGGAAGAUGUGUCUGGUUUUCCUGCAGCCCUGGGGGUUGUCACAGGAGGCUGUUGAUGCUUGGACAGUGCCUGCCUGCUUUGCCACCUCACAGGGCAGCACUGGGUGGGCUCUGUUACAUCUGUGCUGCCUGCUCAGGUGAUGUGGAAGUGUGGAGUGUCUUGUCACCCCGUGGACACCACGUUAAGGAUAUCAGAGGC
This is a messenger RNA of Dryobates pubescens (Downy woodpecker), 1948 nucleotides long. RefSeq names its product OVCA2 serine hydrolase domain containing (gene OVCA2). NCBI's taxonomy places the organism in Eukaryota, Metazoa, Chordata, Aves, Piciformes, Picidae. Bases 98 to 751 code for a protein of 217 amino acids. The record is from RefSeq and is a predicted model, not a curated record. Gene Ontology annotation, cellular component: cytoplasm; nucleus. The transcript has a single exon. Gene Ontology annotation, biological process: response to retinoic acid.